GUGGUUCCUGAUUUAGUUGGUUGUUACAACACGGCUUGCAUGCUGUUUGGCUUCAGAACAAAAAUGUCUGGAUUUUGUUGGAGAGUAACUGUGCUCUCACUGUUGACUUUUGGGCUGCAUGCAAAGGCACUAACCUACAGAAAUGGAGACUACAGCGGCAUUACACCUUACUUUAAUUUUCCAAGAAGCCACAAACCGGCUUUUGCCUCUUCUGGUGAUGAGAGCUCUGGACGUAGUUACACUUCAUCUGAGACCCUGAAGCCAGCUGCUGCACCUAGUGUGGGACGUUCUAGUGGGCAAGUAGAUGGUUACAGUCCAGAAGGAAGUGUUUCCAGUUACAGGCCUGGACCACCGAUAAUUCAGAAACCCAGACAUAACCCACAGCAGCCACCUCAAACAAAUCCUAAUGCAAAUGGGGUUCUCCAGACCAAAGCUGGCAUGUGGAAUUUUCCAUUUUUCCAGAAUGGAAACAGUUUUGAGUCGGGUAUCGUUUCAAGUUCUGGAAUUGAGAUGCUUUCUCAUCCCCAACUUAAGCUCGACUCCCCUUGGCUAGCCAAGCCCCAGCCGCCCGCCUACCCGGCCAAGCCGCAGCAGCCCCAGCAGCCCCAGCCGCCCGCCUACUUGGCCAAGCCCCAGCAGCCCAGUUAUUCAUCCACGCUCCAGCUGCCCGCCUACCCGGCCAAGCCGCAGCAGCCCCAGCAGCCCCAGCCGCCCGCCUACCCGGCCAAGCCCCAGCAGCCCACUCAUUCAUCCACGCUCCAGUUGCCGGCCUACGUGGCCAAGCAGCAGCAGCAGCAGCCGCCUGCCUACUCGGGCAAACCCCAGCCACCCACCUACCCGGCCAAGCCGCAGCGGCCCCAGCCGCCCACCUACCCGGCCAAGCUGCAGCGGCCCCAGCCGCCCACCUACCCGACCAAGCCCCAGCAGCCCCAGCCGCCCGCCUACCCGGCCAAGCCCCAGCAGCCCACUCAUUCAUCCACGCUCCAGUUGCCGGCCUACGUAGCCCAGCAGCAGCCGCCUGCCUACUCGGGCAAACCCCAGCCGCCCACCUACCCGGCCAAGCCGCAGCGGCCCCAGCCGCCCACCUACCCGGCCAAGCCGCAGCGGCCCCAGCAGCCCCAGCCGCCCGCCUACCCGGCCAAGCCCCAGCAGCCCACUCAUUCAUCCACGCUCCAGUUGCCGGCCUACGUGGCCCAGCAGCAGCCGCCUGCCUACUCGGGCAAACCCCAGCCGCCCACCUACCCGGCCAAGCCGCAGCAGCCGCCCGCCUACGUGGCCAAGCCCCAGCAGCCCAGUUAUUCAUCCACGCUCCAGCAGCCCGCCUACCCGGCCAAGCCGCAGCCCGCCUACCCGGCCAAGCCGCAGCCCGCCUACCCGGCCAAGGCCCAGAAAUGGGUUCUCCAAAGCAAAGCUGGCAUGUGGGACUUUCCUUUCCUUGGAGGUGCUGCUUCUGGCUCUCAUGUGCAGCCCACUGACUCAAACCCACAAAUGAAUGUUGAUCCAAGAAGUUCAAGACCAAUUCCAAUUUCAUCCCCGUACCAUCCCAGGUGGCAGCAGCCACUGGUGCCUGUGCAUGACAGACGCUAUUGAACUUGGAUCGUAAUGGUUCCUUACCUCCCUUUUUCCUGGCAUCAACUGUACUUGUGAAAUACAAUAAAGUAUUUGGAACUGCACUCCUGCUUGUCAUUUGCAACAAGUUCAGCAUACUGCUUAGGAUUGGUGCUUCCAG
Molecule: messenger RNA, 1729 nt
Organism: Epinephelus moara (kelp grouper)
Lineage: Eukaryota; Metazoa; Chordata; Actinopteri; Perciformes; Serranidae
Product: adhesive plaque matrix protein-like
Exons: 4
Coding region: 40-1590 (516 amino acids)
Source: RefSeq, a predicted model, not a curated record